AUGGGUCGGAGAAAGAUUGAGAUCAAGGCGAUCAAGGAUGAUCGCAACCGCUCAGUUACCUUUCUGAAACGGAAAGGCGGUCUUUUCAAAAAAGCGCACGAACUCGCCGUCCUCUGUUCCGUCGACGUCGCGGUCAUCAUUUUCGGUCACAACAAGAAGCUGUACGAGUUCUCAUCAUGUGAUAUGCGUGAGACUUUAGGCCGUUAUCAAUAUUUUGGACCUCCCCACGAACACAAAGGACCGGAAGAUUUUGCAGGCAGACGCGAUGACGAUGACGAAGAAGACGAGACCACACCCGCCCCUGACGAGGCUCAGCAAACACAACAGACCCAUCAAGGCCCUCCUCCCAUGGCCCCGCCUCACAUCCCCAGUCAUCCUGGGUUUCAGCACGUAAAUCAUGCGCCGUCUGCUUCUCCUCCAAUUUCGAAUGGUAUGCCAUUCGCCCCUCGUCAUGGUACCCCGCAGCCUCAGGUGGUCUCGCGUCCAUCAUCAAGGAAUCAUAUUCGACGAGUCAGCUCCAAUCUCGCGCCUCACCAGCAUGCGACGCCACCCCCUGCACCACCGCCCGCACCGCAAAAUGGUUUUCCAUACAUGCCCAACCCGAUGUACAAUCCCAGCGCGCACCCAAAUAUGACACAACAUCCUCACCGUCCCGCCCCGUUCCCACAUUUCGGCCAUCCGCCUGUCACUCACCACCAAACACCUCCUCCGCAGCCUCCGCAUCAAUCCUUGACGCCGCAAACCAUGCCAACGCAUACGAUGCCAUCCCAGUCAAUACCACAACACCCUAUGGCCCCUCCUCAUGCACACCCAUUUGCGCAACCACCACCUCCAAUGACGCUUUCCCAUCCGCCAGUGCCGCAGGUUGCGCACGCAUACAUACAUGAUCAGGGGAGGAGUUCAAUGCCGCCUGCAUUUACGUCAGAAACGCCGCAACCGCAACCUGCUCCGCCUCGUACGGUGUCACUUCCUGAUGCAUCUGCCGCCGAUCAAGUAAAGCCGGAGGAGGAUCCGUCACCUCCGACACACCAACGCUCGCUUUCGUCCAAAUCUCGCAGUAUCUUUACGCCAAUUGAUGAUCGCGGAUCGGUGCUUGCUCGCCAUUUUGGGGUAGGCCCACCAAACGAGCCGCCGCGCGAAGAUAGUCAUGUGAAAUCGGAGUCGACAAAAGAGGAUGCGAAUGACGAGUCUACAACUCCUGUGAUUCCUCCACCGCCUCCACCGCGAGUUGUGACGGAGGCAUCACGGACUCAGUCAAUCUCGUCUGUUUCCAGUGACAUCAAGCCACCAACGCGGACAAACAGUGUCCAGUCGAAACGACCGCAGCUGAAGGUGCAAAUUCCAAGCGAAAAUUCCGAUCGGGACACCGCUACGGCAGAUUCAUCUUCUCGCGACUCAGCUGGUAAAGCUCUAACACCUGCCAAAGCAAACCUAGAGACGAAUCAUUCAGGGGUUGUUCUACCACCCCCGUCACCUUCGGCCGGUGCUAUUCUCAGCGCCGGGGCACAAGGGCCUCCAAAUCCAUUUGCAAGGCCACCGCCGCCUGGGACCGCGACCCAGAAUAACAGCGCAUACGCAAAUAAUAAUAAUAUCGAGACUCCUAUUUCUGCCUUACCAAGUCGUUUUGUUUCCGAUGCUCUUCUACCGUCGCCGUCCAGCUUCUUCCCAGAAUGGGGGUUUGGCCGAUCAGGUCCGGAUACCAACAUGCUACCAAGUCCUCUGACCUUCCCGACACCGGCAGCCCAGACAGGUCCAGGCUUUGCUCGCGAAGACGAACAGGACAGAAAGCGUAAAACCCCGGAUAGUGGACCAUCUGGAGAGGGGGCGUCCAAGAAGACAAAAACGUAA
This is a messenger RNA of Aspergillus chevalieri, 1848 nucleotides long. It is a transcript of the gene rlmA, whose product is annotated as SRF-type transcription factor RlmA. The coding region runs from base 1 to 1848 and encodes 615 amino acids. Lineage: Eukaryota; Fungi; Ascomycota; Eurotiomycetes; Eurotiales; Aspergillaceae. The record is from RefSeq and is a predicted model, not a curated record. Gene Ontology annotation, molecular function: DNA-binding transcription factor activity, RNA polymerase II-specific; protein dimerization activity; RNA polymerase II cis-regulatory region sequence-specific DNA binding. The transcript is spliced from 3 exons. Gene Ontology annotation, biological process: positive regulation of transcription by RNA polymerase II.